CCCAGGCCCGAGCCACGCGGGCUGCCGGGCCGGGGCUCGAUGGCUACGUGGAGGCGGGACGGCAGGCUGACCGGCAGCCAGCGGCUGCUGUGCGCUGGGCUGGCGGGGGCGCUGAGCCUCAGCCUCACCGCGCCCCUGGAGCUCGUCACCGUGAUGGCCCAGGUCGGCGUCGUGCGCGGCCACGCCCAGGGGCCGUGGGCCACGGGGCGCCGGGUGUGGCGGGCCGAGGGGCCCCGGGCCCUGUGGAAGGGGAACGCGGUGGCGUGCCUGCGCCUCUUCCCCUGCAGCGCCGUGCAGCUCGCCGCCUACCGCAAGUUUGUUGUGCUGUUCACGGAUGACCUGGGUCAUAUUUCCCAGUGGAGCUCCAUCAUGGCUGGGAGUCUCGCAGGCAUGGUUUCCACCAUUGUGACAUAUCCUACAGACCUCAUCAAAACCCGGUUGAUUGUGCAGAACAUGCUGGAACCAUCUUACAGGGGGCUCCUCCAUGCUUUUUCUACUAUUUAUCAACAAGAAGGGUUCCUGGCCCUUUAUCGAGGGGUUUCCCUCACUGUUUUAGGUGCUCUCCCAUUCUCUGCUGGCUCCCUUCUAGUUUACAUGAACCUGGAGAAAAUCUGGAAUGGACCCCGAGAUCGGUUCUCUCUCCUUCAGAACUUUGCCAAUGUCUGUCUGGCUGCUGUGGUAACCCAGACCCUCUCUUUUCCCUUUGACACUGUGAAGAGAAAGAUGCAGGCUCAGAGCCCCUAUCUUCCCCACCAUGGAGGAGUGGAUGUCCAUUUUUCAGGAGCCAUGGACUGCUUCCAGAAGAUAGUGAAGACCCAAGGGGUACUGGGGCUCUGGAAUGGGGUGACAGCCAACUUACUGAAGAUAGUUCCAUAUUUUGGAGUUAUGUUUAGCACCUUUGAGUUCUGCAAGAGAAUCUGUCUUUACCAAAAUGGUUACAUUGUGUCUCCUCUGAGCUAUAAGUUGACCCCAGGGGUGGACCAGAGUUUGAAGCCCCAGGAAUUACGGGAAUUAAAGAAGUUCUUCAAAACUGGAAAACUAAAGUCUAAAAAACCAACUCUGUAAAACUGAAUGGGACUGGAAGUCCACUGACUGAAGGCAUGUUGCAAUCACAGAUAAACGGAGCUGCAUAAUUGUGCACAUGAGGAGUGAUGAGAGGGUACUCCUGUCUGCUGCUCUUGGAAAUGAGACAGUUUGGCUGUACACCACCUCGGAGCUCCAAACUCAUGUCCCUGUGAACACGUGCUCUGAGCUGGUUUCCCAACACUACUGUGGCAUUCUACCAGAUUUUAUAACCAAAGCCUAGCAUUAAUAAAAUGUGCGAUUUGCACUCUGAAUAGAGACACGAUACCAAGAAAGGGUAUCACCAUGGCCCCUCAAAGCAACAUGUGGCUGAGCAGAUACCACGUCCUGAGCUCAGUGACAAUGUCAGGGUUGCUCACAAUUAAUGCAAAGUUUGCACGAACCAACACUGGCCUAAUUUCGCUCACUUUGACCUGAGGUUUCCCAGUAUAAUUGUUCUUGAAUUCAUAACCUUUGCCAACUUCUGAGUGCACACACCACAGUGGAAAUUAUGCCUCAUUACAAACAAUGAAUACAUUUAACAUUAAAAGUUAUUACUAUCAUAGUAGAACCAUCCUUCUUUAUUGAAAUUUGAAGCAUCUCAGGCUUAGGAUCUUGUGUUUCAGGAAGGUAGUUUUUACCAUGACAGCUUAAUUAUGCCCCCAAAGACCGUUUUCUGAUUGAAGUCAUGUACAGUUCAAGUGGCCUGAAUGCUCUGCCUUUUGAACUUGCUUUUGCAAGCCUACCCUAAAAAUAAAUUAUUUCAUGAACUUAAGUUAUUCUUACAAGAUGUCCCAGUGGCCUAGAAAGGAUCAAAUGAAACAUCUGAUACACAUACCAAAAAAAAAAAAUGUAACUGAAUAAAAACACUUUAGGCCAAUCACCUGUACUAGAUUUUUAAAAAAUCAAAUUUCAGGAUUGUCCCACCUUGUGGAUUCUAUGUAAAGUUUAUAUAACUGUACCUUUCAAAUAGUGCCUAUCCAUGCAUUUAAAAACACAUUAGACUUCUGGUCAAGAUGGUGGAAUAGACAGUCCUCAGUGUCACCCUCUCCUGCAAAUCAACCAAUUUACAACUAUAAAAAAGGAACAACAGCCAAGCUGGGGCCACUAGAGCUCAGGGGAAGAGGAGGAGAGACCUACAGAGAGCAUGAAGAAGGGAGAAGCCAUGGUGAGAGAAAGAAAAAACUGUUCCAACCAUUUCGUGCCAUGGCCACUUUAAGGCUGAAGCUGCUGAGUGCAUGGAGCAGGAGCUGGGAAAAAGCUGCAGCUGUGCCCUUCAGAUGGAGUUGCUUGGAGGUGGUAAGGGAGAAGAGGGCCUCUGUGGCCCCCAGGCCAGCAAGACCACUAAUAGGGUUCCCGUGGACUCACAUAGGAGCAAGGAGCCACAACAACUGAAAAAAAAGAGCCACUGAGAGGCAGGUGAGUCAUCGCAAGGGACCAGUGCAUGGUCUAUCCCACGAGAAGUGUUUGCAGCAUGGGCAGUGGGGGAGAUGGGCCCACCAGCAGAACACUGGGGCACAGCAAGGACAGCUGAUCUGCCCCCAAUCAGCGCAGGACCACUCAGAGGGGACUGGUCAAGAAUAUGGAAUUGCAUGGGGUGCAGUUUGAUGAAAAGACUCAGGCCCAGAUCAGAGUUACUACACAACCCAGGUGCACUGAGUCUCUGGUGAGCUGGGAGUACCUAUAAAGUCCACCAUUAAAACCUGAGCUGCACAAAAAGCCUUCCCUGGGGAAUCAGUAGCAAAGCAGCAAUUUAGCUAAACCACACAGCUCAAGUACUGGUCCCCACAGGAAGUUCCCCCAUUUUAGAGGUAAGCAAAAGACAAAAAAUAAGUUCUGGCCCAGGCACACCGCCAGUGCCUGGGGGUCCACCUGGGGUCCUGAGGUGUGGAGCCAGGACCAGACCCUCCUUCCAUAACCAGGCACACCGCCAGCACCACAAGGCCUGCCCAGGGCCCUAAGGUAUGGAGCCAGGGACUGGACCGCCCCCCACCCCACAACCAAGCACACCUCCAGCACCUUGGGGCCCACGCAGGGACCUGAGGCAUGGAUCUGGGGACCGGACCCUGCCCCACAACCAGGCACACCACCAGCACCAAGGAGCAUGCUAAAAACAUCACCUCCAUGUGUGUGGCCCACCACAGCCAUCACAAUAACCAUGGCUGCCAUGAAACUGGCUGGACACCACAACCACCACGCAGAUGGUCCUCCAGCCACUGGAAGGAACAGACACAAGGAGAGUCACCAACAAAGACCAAAGAAAAGAAGAGGAUGUCUCUCUCCACAAAGCCCAUUCCAGAGCAACAGAAGAAGCACCUGCUCUACGAUAAUAUUGGGGGACCUGAACACACCUCUCAGCAUUGGACAGAUCAUCUAGGCAACAAAUCAACAGAGCAACCAUUACUCUUUCAGAAGCAGAGAAGAAAUCUAGGGUUAUCAGAGGUGGGAGGGGAGAGGGAGAGGAAGAUAGGGAGAGGAUGGACAGGGGGCAUAAAGCAUAAGUAUGCUUUGUAACAAUAUAUAUGCUAAUAAUAUUGAUUUGAUCAACAUAUGUCAAUGUUGAA
This is a messenger RNA of Cynocephalus volans (Philippine flying lemur), 3626 nucleotides long. RefSeq names its product solute carrier family 25 member 43 (gene SLC25A43). The record is from RefSeq and is a predicted model, not a curated record. Lineage: Eukaryota; Metazoa; Chordata; Mammalia; Dermoptera; Cynocephalidae. Bases 40 to 1065 code for a protein of 341 amino acids. The transcript has 5 exons. Gene Ontology annotation, molecular function: L-ornithine transmembrane transporter activity. Gene Ontology annotation, biological process: mitochondrial L-ornithine transmembrane transport.